Molecule: messenger RNA, 2185 nt
Organism: Hemicordylus capensis (graceful crag lizard)
Lineage: Eukaryota; Metazoa; Chordata; Lepidosauria; Squamata; Cordylidae
Product: fatty acyl-CoA hydrolase precursor, medium chain-like
Exons: 13
Coding region: 118-1815 (565 amino acids)
Source: RefSeq, a predicted model, not a curated record
GCGGCCGCGGCGGCUCCCUUGGGCUGGGCGCCCCCCUCCAGCCACACGCCGCUCCCUGCGGGGGCCCUUCCCUCCCAGAGGCCUUUGAGCUCCGGGCGGCAGACGCGGCGGAGGAGGAUGUCGCGAGCGGCUGCCCGGCGUUGGCUCCUCGGAGUUCUGCUCUGGACCCUGAGCCUGGAUGGAGGAGCGGCAGCUGAGGGGCAAAGAAACCCCCAGCCGGAAGUGGUGACUAAAUAUGGGCGUGUCCAAGGCAAACUCGCCAGUGUGGAAGGCGCCAGCCAGCAGGUGAAGGUCUUUCUUGGGAUCCCUUUCGCCAAGCCACCCAUCGGAUCCCUGCGGUUUGCUCCACCACAACCAGCGGAACCCUGGAGCCAUGUGAGAGACUCGACAUUACACCCCCCAAUGUGCCUUCAAGAUCUGGAGUGGGUGGAUGUCAUAAAGAAGAUGCUGAAGGCCAAAUGUCCCAACUUGACAGUGUCUGAAGAUUGUCUCUACCUGAACGUUUUCACACCCGACACCAAAGCCAAAUUGCCUGUGAUGGUUUGGAUCCAUGGAGGCGCCUUGGUGUUUGGGGGGGCUUCAAUCUAUGACGGGUCUGCUCUGUCUGCCUAUGAAGACGUGGUGGUGGUGGUGCUGCAGUACAGGCUGGGUCUUCUGGGAUUCUUCAGCACUGGUUCCGAAGAUGCCCGUGGAAACUGGGGCCUCCUGGAUCAAGUGGCAGCUCUCCAGUGGGUCCAAGAGAACAUCGAGGCUUUUGGAGGAGAUCCCCAUUCGGUGACCAUAUUUGGAGAGUCUGCGGGAGGAUUUAGUGUCGGUGCACAGAUUUUGUCUCCUUUGUCCAAAGGAUUGUUUCACAGAGCUAUAUCAGAGAGUGGAGUUGCCCAGAUUCCAGGCUUCAUUAUCAGUCACCCUGAAGUCAUUGCUAAAAAAGUAGCAAAUGUCUCCGUUUGCGAGUCAAGCAGUUCUGCCAUGGUGCAUUGCUUAAGGAGCAAAACGGAAGAACAACUCGGGGUCUUGAAUGCCAAGUUGAUUCAGGAAAUGAGGAUUUUCCCUGCAGUCGUUGAUGGAGAGUUUAUUCCAAAGGCACCUGAGGAACUCCUGGCUGCAAAAGAGUUCAACACUGUGCCCUACCUAGUAGGCGUGAAUAACAAUGAAUAUGGGUGGCUUAUCUCUGGGGCAACGAAUUUCCCAGGCAUUGCAGAAGGCAUGGAUCGAGAGACCAUCACGGCGUCCUUGCAGCAGAUGGCUGUCUUCUGGAAGUCCCCACCUGAAUAUGUGCAGGCGAUCUUGGAUGAAUAUUUGGGAGACACGCAAGACCCUGUCAAGUUACGAGACAGCUUUCAGGACAUGAUGGGGGAUGCUCUCUUUGUGGCUCCUGCGAUUCAGAUCGCUAGACAUCAUCGAGAUGCUGGUGCUCCCACCUACUUUUACGAAUUCCAGCACCGACCCACUAUGUUUAAAGAGACAAAACCAGCAUUUGUACGGGCAGACCACGGCGAUGAAGUUGGUUUUGUCUUCGGAGGGCCGUUCUUAAGAAGCGACUCCAUAGUGCUUAGUGAAUCUACGGAGGAAGAGAAACAGCUUAGCCGGAUCAUCAUGAAGUACUGGGCUAACUUUGCUCGCAAUGGCGAUCCCAACGGCCAAGGUCUGGUGGACUGGCCACGCUACAGACUGCAUGGCGAGUAUCUGGAACUGAACCUGAAGCAGAGGAAAGCAGAGCAGCUGAGGAAGACCCACGUUGACUUCUGGUUGAAGACCUUGCCUGAGAAACUGAAGAAAAUGAGAGACGGCAAGGAAACGCACGAGGAGCUGUAGCGGACGAUGCCAUCACAAGCUCACAUUGUUUGCAUCCCCACACAAGCACUGGCAUCACGAGGCAUCUGAUUGCUGUUUCAGUCUGAAAGAUCUCUUUGUCAAAGCAUGAAGCAGGGGCAGGAGCAGGGGUGGGGGGCAGGCAGAGCUGCUGCUCUUGACGCUUCUUAGGCAGCAGAAAUACCAGGGGGUGUUGCGGAUUGAGAAUGUAGGCCCUGAUUUUAUUGGUGAUGAGGAGUCUGAAGCCCUGGGGGGAGGCUGCAGAAGAAUGUGGCAUGUGAAUAUCAGGAACUGGAAGUAGGGCUGCAAUGCUGAGUGGUUGAUUAAGCCACUUAAAUCCUCUUCUGAUUCAUUAAAAGGUGUCCUUGGUUAA